Molecule: messenger RNA, 1422 nt
Organism: Seriola dumerili (greater amberjack)
Lineage: Eukaryota; Metazoa; Chordata; Actinopteri; Carangiformes; Carangidae
Product: calcium/calmodulin-dependent protein kinase type II subunit beta-like
Exons: 7
Coding region: 1-1422 (473 amino acids)
Biological process (GO): lipid transport; lipoprotein metabolic process; protein phosphorylation
Cellular component (GO): extracellular region; membrane
Molecular function (GO): lipid binding; ATP binding; protein kinase activity
Source: RefSeq, a predicted model, not a curated record
AUGCCCAGACGUUGUCUGGAGUGCAUACAGGUACUGAGCUGGAUUGUUGAGAUUUGUAUGGCUUUGAGAGUCAUUCAUGAAAGCGGCUUGCUUCACAACCAUCUGACACCAGAGAACAUAUUCCUCACAGAAUUUGGAAUUGUGUGCUUGGGUGAUUUUGGAAAAAUCCAUGAAAUUUCAAAAAGAACUCAGUCAACCACUAUGUCAAAUGUGCUGGAGAUAAAAUAUUUGCCGCCAGAAGUUUUCACAGAGGGGACCUAUGAUGCUAAAAGUGAUAUUUGGUCAGUCGGAUGCAUACUCUACGAGCUCUGUACUCAAAAACCAGCGUUCUCAGCAGAGACCGCAGUCAGGCUCAUACCGAAGAUCAUUGGUGGUCCUUACCCAUGUCUCCCAGAAACAUUCUCACCAGAGCUUUGUCAGCUCUUGAUUGACAUAUUCAGUAGCGACCCUCAAUCAAGACCAACAGCCAGCGAGAUCCUGGAGCGUCCCUUCAUCAUAAACUGUCUUUCAAACAUGAGCAAAAAAACUGUUGAGGAACUCCAGAUCAAGCUGAAGAACCUAAGAGAAGUGGCUGACGGUUUGGAACGUGUGCAUUUGGGCACCACCAUUGGCAGUCUGACAGGAGGCGUGAUUGGAGCAGUGGGGGGGGUUACAUCCAUAGUGGGCCUUAUACUGGCCCCCUUCACUUUGGGAGCCUCUCUUAUUGUCACUGGGGUUGGAGUGGGGGUGGGUGCACUAGGUGGUGUCACUGCUGGUGCCUCAAAUAUCACAAAUAUGGUCAAUCAGUCCUCUGAUCGCAAAGCUGUUCGAAGCAUCCUUAAAGAGUUUGAACAGAAAAUUAAAGCAGUUGUCACCUGGUUAGAGGAGAUUACCAACAGUUUACAGAACAUCAAGAGCAAAUGUGGCUCAGCUGACAAAGCUGGCACAUGUGACACUGCGGAUAGCCAGUUCAAUACAGACAAUCUAAUGAGGAUUGGCUCCAGGGCAGGGAGGGGCAUAGGUUCCAUUGCUGAACUGGUUCGACUAGUUCAAGUGUUGAACAUCGGCAGGAUCGCAGCACAGGCAUCCAGGGCAGUACGUGUGGCAGAGGUAGCAACAGGUGUGCUUUCUGGUUUAUUUGUAGCAGUAGAUAUCUUUUUUAUUGCCAUGGAUGCCAAAGAGAUACACCAUAUUAGACAGGCAGAGGGAGCAGUGAUGCAGGAGACAGACACAUCACAGAAACAUGACCAGUCUUCCAAAAAUACUACCCCAGUCAGGUCUGAGAUCAUGAGAUUUGUCCGAUCAAUCAGGGAGGCAGCAGACAACUUGCAGAAAGUCCUGGAUGAGUUUGAAAGCAUCAUCUCUUCUAUCCCUUUACUUGGGAUUGAGAGUGACCUGGAGUGGCAAGAUAUGGAUAAUACUAUAACCAACAGAUUCAAUUAA